CGGGAGCCGGGAUCCCGAAGCCCAGUCCUGGGGCUCGGUGACCAGAGUGGAGGGAAGCCGCGAUCCCUGCCCCAAGCCCCAGGACCACGGGGAAAAGGACCAGGCGCGGAACCCUCCGGAGCCGAGAGUCUCAUGUGCCCUCAGGGUUGUGACCUUCUGCCUGCUGGGUUUCGCACAAACAACCCCCCAAACACCCCUUGAACUUCAUCUUCCCGUCCAGGAGCCCCUGGGAAAGGGUUCUGGGUGCCUACAGCUGAGGUCCAUAGAUAUAACUCAGUCUCUCAGUCUGCAUUCUUGAAUUCAUCAACUUUCUAUCUAGAGCCUACUUCCUCUAGCCCCAAACAGGAGCCUAGAUGCCCUUGGUAAAUUUCAGUGUAUAGUUGCCACUGCCAGAAGUCCUCUGACCCCCAUCCAGAUGUGGUGGACAGCUGUCCAGAGGCAUGCGUCUCACUCAUCCGUGUUAUUCUCAUGUCUUGCUGCUGCUGCUAUGGAUCUCCUGUCAGCUGCAGGCUCCUUUUGCCCAGGUGAUGGAUUUCCUGUAUGAAAAAUGGAAGAGCUACAGUGAUGAGUGUCGUUACAACUUGAGCCUACUGCCCCCUCCCACGGCAGAGCUGGUCUGCAACAGAACCUUUGACAAAUACUCCUGCUGGCCGGACACCCUCCCCAACACCACAGCCAACAUCUCCUGUCCUUGGUACCUGCCUUGGCAUCAUAAAGUGCAGCACCGAUUCGUUUUCAAGAAAUGUGGACCCGAUGGGCAAUGGGUCAAAGGACCCCAAGGCCAGGCCUUGCGCAAUGCCUCUCAAUGCGAGAUGGACAUCAAUGAGAUCUGGUCACAGAACAAGUCUGCUCAGAUGUACAGCAGUUUCCAGGUGAUGUACACGGUGGGCUACUCAAUGUCCCUAGGAGCCCUGCUCCUUGCCCUUCUCAUCCUGCUGGGCUUCAGCAAACUGCACUGUACCCGUAACUACAUCCACAUGAACCUGUUUGUCUCCUUCAUUCUCAAGGCCAGCUCUGUGCUGGUCAUUGAUGCCCUGCUCAAGACCCGAUACAGCCAGAAGAUUGGAGAUGACCUCAGUAUGAGCAUCUGGCUCAGCGAUGAGGCGGUGGCGGGGUGCCGAGUGGCCACGGUGUUCAUGCAGUAUGGCAUUGUGGCCAAUUACUGUUGGCUGCUGGUGGAAGGUGUAUAUCUACACAACCUGCUGGUGCUGGCUGUCUUCUCAGAGAAGAGUUACUUCAACCUCUACCUGGGCAUUGGCUGGGGGGCCCCCCUUCUCUUUGUCAUCCCCUGGGUCGUGGUGAAAUUUUUCUUUGAGAAUAUCCAGUGUUGGACUAGCAAUGAUAACAUGGGUUUCUGGUGGAUCCUCCGAUUCCCUGUCUUCCUAGCUAUCCUGAUCAACUUCUUCAUCUUCAUCCGCAUCAUCCAGAUCCUGGUCUCCAAACUUCAGGCCCACCAGAUGCGAUACACCGACUACAAGUUUCGGCUGGCCAAGUCGACGCUGACACUGAUCCCUCUUCUGGGCAUCCAUGAGGUGGUGUUUGCUUUCGUGACAGAUGAGCAUGCCCAGGGCACCCUGCGCUCCAUCAAGCUCUUCUUUGACCUCUUUCUCAGCUCAUUCCAGGGCAUGCUGGUGGCCAUUCUCUAUUGCUUUGUCAACAAGGAGGUUCAGGGGGAGCUGCUGAAAAGCUGGCACCGUUGGCAGCUCGGGAGAGCCCUGGAAGAGGAGCAUCGCCACACAUGCAGCCACAUGAGCACUGGUCGCCCUGGCUCCACCUGCCCUGGUGAAAAGCGUCAGCUGGUAAGCUGUAGCAGCACCAGCAAUGGGGCAGGAUGCAGUCAAGCAAAUGCUCUAAACCGAAACUCCUACCUUGAGAAGACUGAGGCCAGCCCUGGUGAUCCAGGCACUGAGGGUGAGGGAACCCACUGCUAUACCUUCCCAGGGGUGGCUGAGAGCAACUUCUGAGCCUUCUAUGUGAGGGAAGGGUUUCUGGACCCAGAAACUGGACCACAGAACCUUGAACCUGGAAGCCGGAGUGGCAGGUCAGGAGAAAGAGAAUACUGGCAUCCAAAACCUAGAAAAUCAAGGGAACCCAGGUAAAGAAAGGGGACCUUACCCAAAAGACUUGGAGGCAACAUGGUGCUGUGGGAAGACCACUCAGGUUAGCUGUAUGACCGUAGGCAAGUAUUUUCCCCACUCUGAAUUUUAUUUUCUACAUCUGUAAACAGAGUUGGAUUAGGUGAUCUCUUCAGCUUUGGCAUUUCUAUAAAUUAAGAGUCUAGAAUCUGCAACCUGGAACCUUGAGAUCAUUGUCUAAGGUUGAGAGAAGCCUGGCAGAGAGGGUGAGGUAUGAUGGGAGAAGGGAAGCAGAGUGGUCCCCGCUCCCCUAACUGAGUACUAAACAGUGCCAUCUACACUUUCUGUGGCUCUCACUGUCUUCCCUGCCUGAGGGAGCAGAGAAAAUGGGGACCAACAUUGUUGGAUCCAUUAAGCAGGGUUAAGGAUGAUGUGAUCAGGGCUAUUAAGCCAUUCUUUUUUCUUCCUCACCCCAACAACUACUGACUUGUUGCACAGAUGGGUUUUCUAGUAUAAAUAUUCCUUCUCCAUUCUGAGAGGUAGUAUCAAAAAUAACAUGAUUAAGGUGAUUAACAUUUAAAUUGUCUUUAUAAAGAUAAAAUAAAUUUUUUUUGAAAGAAAGGUAAACAGACUUUUCUCAGGUACCCAGUGAAAAAAAGGCCCAGGCUCCUGUGAGAGAGCUCAAGAGGCUAUGGGAUUAUGGCCAUGGCAUGGGUGUUGGUGAGAGGAGAGGACUGGGAAUUUAGAGGGUUCAGUCCUGACCUACAUCUUGCCCAGAGUUCUAGCCCCUUUCUUCAUGGUCAGCACCUCUGCCUGUAUUUGCAUUCUCCCCAGCUCUGCAUGACUUCAUGCAACUUACCUUUUUCCAGCUUCAUGAGUUUUCUACUGGUCCCUUCAGAAAAUGGGGCCUUCUUCAAUACAAAAUUGUCCUCAAUGAACUGAUUUCUAAAGGUCACCCAGCGUUGUGGCCUAUAAUUCUUCAUACUAUCAUGUUGCUUCCUUUCUGAUGUGUUCAAAGGACCUCAUAAUUUGUACCUCAUAAAGGGAUUGCCUGGCGUGGCCAAAAAUGUGCAACUAGUUCAAUAUUGGCACUUUUUCUGUGAUUAAGUCUGUGAAAGACCAAUUCCCUUAUCUGCUUUUCUUCCUCCUUCCUUGAUGCCAUGUCAAACUCUGUCCUAGAUCCCAGGAACCAUCCAAUUGAUCUCUACCCAGUUGGGCAGAGAAUAUGGACCAGUCAACUGGGGUGAAGUAGUUGGCAGAUAAACCCUGCAUCCAUACAAGGAGAAGAAAGCCCAGAUUCCAAUGAGCAUUAGGGAUCAGAGUCAUGGUGAAGGAGGGAUGGCAGGGGUGGGGGGAGGAGGGGGCAGUCAAUACAUUGUGUAUGAUGUCUGUGUGUGUUUAUGUGUAUGUAUGUUGCCUCAUGUGUACGCUCCUGCAUGCAUGUGGGUUUGUGUAUGCUGCAAAAUAAAUAACUCCCAUAGUUCUUUCUGA
Molecule: messenger RNA, 3566 nt
Organism: Monodelphis domestica (gray short-tailed opossum)
Lineage: Eukaryota; Metazoa; Chordata; Mammalia; Didelphimorphia; Didelphidae
Gene: GCGR
Product: glucagon receptor
Biological process (GO): adenylate cyclase-activating G protein-coupled receptor signaling pathway; cell surface receptor signaling pathway
Cellular component (GO): plasma membrane
Molecular function (GO): glucagon receptor activity; peptide hormone binding
Source: RefSeq, a predicted model, not a curated record